Oikopleura dioica is the source of this 1650-nucleotide messenger RNA. The record is from the annotation of a GenBank genome assembly. Lineage: Eukaryota; Metazoa; Chordata; Appendicularia; Copelata; Oikopleuridae.
AUGGCAGUUCGGAAGCGUGAAAAUGCUACUCAAAAGAGCAAAAAGCUCGUAAAAAGAGAGAAAAUUGAAGAUGACUCUACUCCUUCCAGUCCUAGUUACGGCAAAUACUCCGUCUUGGUGCUCGUUAUUCUUUCGCUUUUCCUCUUGAACCGAUCCGAACCGGCUCCGAAAGCAGAGUCUACGAGUCGUUUUCAAUCCGGCCCAGCGAUCGUGACAACUUGGAAAGGCGUUUCCCGGGAGUGGGCCGAAAGUUGGAUCAGUUAUCACGCCGCUCUUGGAUUCACUCGACUUUUUAUCUUCUGGGACUCGCCGGAAAACGAUAAAGAAACAAUCGCCUGGCUUGAUUCCGACCCUGCGUAUUCCUGGGUCGUUGAUAAUUACUCCCCCGACGAUGAAUACAAAAAGCGCUUUUGGAUGCCAAACGAGGAAAGCGACGACUUUGAGCAGUGGGUUCUGCCUGCUUACGGCGUUCACGCGGAAACGGAAAUUACGGCGAGACAGAGCUUGUUCGCCGCUCGAGCAGCUCAAAUUGGACUCAAAGAAGGCGUUUCAUGGUUGUUGCACAUUGACGCGGACGAGCUCUUCUGGGUUGAUGAGAAGGAAGCGAGUGGAUCAGCAAAGAGAAUUUUUGAAACGCUUUCGGAUAAGAGGUUUACUCAUGCGAGCUUUAUGAACGACGAGAUUUUGCCGGAGACGCCGAAUUUUGAAAAUGAUCAGCUUCCAAAAACACCAUUUCAUCAACGAACGCUUUUCAAACGCAGCUCCUCAGUCACUUUCGAUCAGCAAUCGCGCUCCGUCGCUCAAGAAUGGAAAGCCGAGCAUGAUGGAGUCAAUUUUUUCAUGGGCUACAUGUGCGGAAAAGGAGCCAUCAAUCUUCAAGAGUGGAAUCUCAGAAAUCCAGGAGCGGCGGUCGUGCCACAACAUGUCGUUCGUUUUGCCUCUGAUUAUCGAAACCUCGGCCUCAUCACGCUCCUGAAACAACUCGGCAUGUCUUACGAGCACUUCGAUGUGCCAGUUACGAAUUAUCAAUCAGCAGCGCAUUUUUACAAAGCAAGAAUCAUCCACUACAUCAACUCGGACUUGGACUCAGCCAGAUCGAAGUUUGGAUUCCGGGAAAAGUUCGACUCCAAGAUUUUCGAUGCCAAACUCGCCACUGCUGAAGAAAGGGAGAGAUUUGAUUUGUGGAAGGCGAACUGGACUGAAGAAGAAGGAAUGCCGAGUGAAGUUUAUUACAAUAACAUGUGGAAGGCUGUCCAGGAGGAAAAGAAAACCGGCAAGAACCAAGCAGAACUGUACUACAAGAAAACCUCCCUCGUCAACCCGAAAAAGCUCAACCGCUAUCUACAAACGGGCGCAAUUUACCGCAACACUGACAUCCGCGACUACCUUCUCAAACUUUCCAAAGAGCUCCAUUCCUCUUCAACUCCCGGAGAAGUCCUGAAAGAACACAACUCUCGAAAAUCCUCAUCGAAGCACAAAUAUCACGGCUGCUCAAGAGGGCCUCAUUUUCAAUGCGAUCACAAGGAUUGCUGUUUCCACUUGCGAUCUCCCAUGUUCACUUUCGAAAAACGACUGCUUGGCUACAUCAGAUACGACAGUUUCGAAUGGUGGAAGAAGGGCAUCACCUGGCCGCCUCGUUCCCAGCACUAG